Pyrgilauda ruficollis (rufous-necked snowfinch) is the source of this 1145-nucleotide messenger RNA. RefSeq names its product translation initiation factor IF-2-like. Bases 1 to 1113 code for a protein of 370 amino acids. NCBI's taxonomy places the organism in Eukaryota, Metazoa, Chordata, Aves, Passeriformes, Passeridae. The transcript is spliced from 2 exons. The record is from RefSeq and is a predicted model, not a curated record.
AUGGUCAAAAUUGGGAACACUGAGAACAUGUGGAAAGCUUAUUCCCAGGAACAACUCAGGGAGAUUAAUGGACACUUUGAUCAUUUACCAACAGGGAAAGAUAAAACGGCCUUGAGACUUUUGGCUCAGGCGGGAACAAUGCUGGAGGCGAUUUCGCGGAAUGCCGCGGGGGCUACCUACCAUCAGCAGGCAGCACAAAUGACUACCACUACUCAGGGCGGGAGGGAAUCGCCUUGCCAUCCGCAGGCGAGGGUUACUCCUAGCAAGUCAGGAAGAGCACAAACGACUCCCACCAAAAGGGGGUAUGGGGGGUCGUCAUCACCCUUAGGGUCUCCGCAGACACCUCUGCCGGUCCCAAGAAAGCUAUCGGGGCGGGGGGCGGAGGAAGUUGCGGGAUCAGAGGGGGAUCUGCCUUUCGACCAUGCCGAGGCAGUGACAGGCGGUCAUCAGCCGCCCGAGGAGAGAGUGCCGGGCGGCCAACAGCAGCCCGGGCGGGGCGCAGCAGCCCCGGGGGCGCCGGAGGUGCCGCAAUGGCACCGGGCAGCCGGCAGCAGCCCAGGAGGCCGCAGCGCCGCCCGGGGGGGCCACGGGGGCGGCGCUGACGCGCGCGGUGGCGAGGGCGCGCGCGAUGACGGCGGCGGGCGGCGCCCAGCCGUCCGGAGAGUGCUCGGCGGGGCCGGGCCGGGCGGAGAGGAGAGGAGCGCGGGGACGCGGGAGCGGACUACGCUAAAGUGGCGGCAUGCGCGGUGCCGCCGCGGCGGACGCGCGUUGAUGACGCAAAACCCGGAAGUCAGAGCGAGGAAGGCUUUUUCCCGUUUCCGGAACGCGGCAGGGGCCCCGGCGGUGCGGGAGAUGCUCCCGCCGAGAGCGAGUGUUGCCACGGAGCCGGGGGGGCGAGCCCAGGCGGAGACCCAGGCGGAGCGGACCCCAACCGAGAUCGAGGCUGCGCGGGUCAACUCCACAGAAAAUGCAGCAGAUGAGGCAUUUCACCCAGCUCUUUCACAGGCCAGUUCCACAGAAGUGAUGGCAACAGCAUUUGCUGGAGGGCCGUGCUUCAGAUGCAGAAGACAUAGACAUAUGGAAAAAGAACUGUCCAGAAUCUUCAUCAAAUAAGUGAGAAAGCAGCAUGUCUUUGCCCAAGAUGC